AUGAUCAGAAAGAUUAUGGCUUUAGUGAAGCAGAGGAACGAACAUUUAGAUGGCGAAAUGAAAAUUGAGGGACUUGUCUCUUUGAGAAGAUACACCUACAGAGACAUCAAGAGGAUGACCAACUAUUUCGAAGAGAAGUUGGGUCAGGGAGGCUAUGGUUGUGUGUACAAAGGCAAGCUUCAAGAUGGUCAACUUGUGGCGGUGAAGCUUCUAAAGAAGCUGAAAGGCGACGCCGAAGAAUUUUUCAAUGAAGUUGUGAGCAUUAGCAGGACUUCUCAUGUCAAUGUUGUCAGCCUCCUGGGGUUCUGUUUUGAAGGAAGUAAAAGAGCUUUAAUCUAUGAGUUCAUGCCCAAUGGAUCCCUUGAGAAGUUCAUCUUUAACAGGAGUAACGCAUUGGAGGUAGAUCAACUACUGAGUUGGGACACUUUGUAUCAGAUUUCCCUUGGCAUAGCUCACGGGCUAGAGUACUUGCAUAGAGGCUGCAACACAAGGAUCUUGCACUUCGACAUAAAGCCCCACAACAUUCUUCUUGACGCAAACUAUUGUCCCAAGAUUUCCGACUUUGGUCUUGCCAAAAUAUGCCCAAGAGAAGAGAGCAUCGUGUCAUUUCUUGGUGCCCGAGGCACCGUUGGAUACAUUGCUCCGGAGCUGAUCAUAAGGAACAUCGGGGUGGUUACUCACAAAUCAGAUGUGUAUAGCUACGGCAUGAUGGUUCUUGAGAUGGUCGGCAAGAGGAAAAAUGUUGAAGUCGCAGUAGAUCGAACUAGCGAAACAUACUUCCCUCAUUGGGUCCACCGACGCCUGGAGCUUCAAGAAGAGCUUGGGCUGCGCGGGAUCACAAAUGAGGAGGACAAAGUAAUCGCGAAGAAGAUGAUUGUAAUAGGCUUAUGGUGCAUUCAGAUCGAUCCGAGAGCUCGGCCAUGUAUGACGCAAGUUGUGGAGAUGCUAAAAGGAAGUGUUGACGCCUUGCAAAUUCCUCCCAAGCCAUCCUUGUCAUCACCCUCAAGAUCGCUCGUAGCUUGUCCAUGUGAAAGUUCAUCUCUACAAGAGAACAAUGAUUCAAGUAGGAGUUAUUCAAUAUCAAUUAUAUGA
This is a messenger RNA of Rhodamnia argentea, 1092 nucleotides long. RefSeq names its product PR5-like receptor kinase. Gene Ontology annotation, molecular function: protein kinase activity; ATP binding. The transcript has a single exon. The coding region runs from base 1 to 1092 and encodes 363 amino acids. The record is from RefSeq and is a predicted model, not a curated record. Lineage: Eukaryota; Viridiplantae; Streptophyta; Magnoliopsida; Myrtales; Myrtaceae. Gene Ontology annotation, biological process: protein phosphorylation.